AAUAAGUAUACCAUACAAAGUAGUGUAAUUAUGAGUCAAAGUUUAAGUACUAAACACAUAUUAAUACGUUGUAUGUAUGAUACUCUUUUUAAAAACAGGAUGCGUUCGUAAGGCGUUCUUUUCUAUGGUGACCGUGUACAAAAGAGGAUAUAGGCACUGCUAUAAGAUAAUGACUUGAUCAUAAGUUGAUUAUGGAUCGCUAUACUAUAUGUCUCAUGACAACGGCUUGGCUCGUUGGAUUAGCUAUUUCAAAAGAGGAUAGCAGAACACGAUGCAAAAAUGGAAAUUUAAAAUAUAUUAAUAAAACGUGCGAGAUUCGGAAAUGUCCGAACACGUAUAAAUGUAGUAGAUCCAGUUCGGAGCUUUACGCCUGCUGUCAGUACACUCUGCCUAAGGACUGUACUCCGUUCAUGAGCACGGACCCAUACGUUCCCCUGGCUUGUAAAGGAAGGAAAGCACAAUCCUGCCCCGUGGGUUACACAUGUAACGUAGACAAAAAACGCAGGUUUAGUGUGUGUUGCAAGGACGCAACGUGUGUUGAUAUUGAUGGCACUUUACGUAAAGUGACUGACGAACCUUGGAUCAGUCCCUACGACAAAUGUAACACGUGUACCUGUUAUGAAGGCGGGGAUAUCAAGUGUACGAAACUAAAAAAAUGUGCGACAUGCAGAGUACCAGUCCCUGGAGACCCAGGGAAAUUCAAGAAGAAAAAGAGCGGGUACCAGUUCUGGGACGGCUGUAGGAAUUGUACGUGUAUAUCAAAGAAGGUGACGAAGUGUAACGAACCGUGUGAUAGGGGGAACAUAGGGAAUGCAAGUGACUAUUCGCCAUGUCUAGAUGGAGACGUGUGUACCCGUCAAGCUAGGGUCAGUCAAUGCUAUGAUGAUGAAGAGGUCUCCUACCUCAAAAGCAGAGCUGACCAAUCACCCUGCAUCGAGAACAUCGUUUUCUUCAAAAACUGUAACGAGGACAAAUGUCCACAUCCCGGCUUACCUCUGCUACCUCUGAGAGCCCACAGUCGUAUUAUAGGUGGCUCUGUUGUUCGGCCAGAGCAUAGAUGGCCCUGGAUGGUAUAUCUGGAUGGGCUUGGGUGCGGGGCAGCGUUGAUCAGCCCACGGCAUGUUUUAACAGCUGCCCACUGUGUAGAAUUCAAAAAACAUAUCCUCGUUCGUGCUGGGAAGCACGAUUUGAGCAUGAUUGAAGAAAAUGAGCAGCAACGAACUGCAAGUAGGAAAUCGAAAGAUAUAAAGAUACAUCCAGAUUAUGAAAAUGGGGAGGUUGAAAAUGACAUUGCAGUUCUAGUCAUUGAUCCUCCUUUUGAGCUUAACGAUCACAUCCAGCCAGUCCUACUACCAACUUAUUCUGAGAUGACCUAUGAAACAACAAAACAGAUGAAAUGUCUGAUAAUGGGAUGGGGAUCAGUUAACACCAUAAACUAUAUGGAAUCUAACUUGCUUAUUCAAGCGUUUGUGAAACCACAACCAUGUCAGCUACCACCAGAGGAACUGUCUUGGGUGGUGAAUGAGACCAUGUUCUGUGCCCAUAAAGAAGGGAGGGAUGCAUGUUUUGGAGACUCUGGAGGCCCAUUGAUCUGUAGUGGUGAUGGUUACUUUAGACAAUAUGGCAUCAUCAGCUGGGGACCCCCGGAUGACUGUGGCCUCAUGUCUGGGGUUUAUACUAAAGUCGCCCAUUACGUCGACUGGAUUAAUAGCAUCAUCUCUCAAGAGGGUGGUUGGGGAGAAUUUAGCUCUUGGACAAAAUGUGAUGGCUGUCCCGAAGAGGGAAGGAGAUCAAGGGUGAGAGUUUGCACAAACCCGGAGCCUGUGGGGAACGGGACUUGUGCUGACCCCCAGGGAAAGAUUCAUAUUGCAAAAGGGUCUGGGUACAUGGCUGAUGUUGUAACAGAACCAUGUCUAUGUGAAACUUAGAUUAUGUUAAAUACAAUAAACAUAAAUGCAAAGUGAGGGCAAAACUAACUGGAACAAUGUUUGUCAAUUAUUUAAAUAAUUACUCCUUCCAAUAUUUAUCAUUGAUAUAGGUUAAUAUAGGCGUACACCCUGGGAUGAAAAGGAUACCAGUAACAGCAUCUAGCAUCUGAGAAACACAAGCAAAUACAGUUUUGAUCAGUCCUUUAUGAUUGAGUUUAAAUAUUAAACAUAUGUCAGCUAUAUAUGACAAGAUGAAUGACAGUUCAAUUAUCCAAAUUCUGGUUAGCAAUCAGAUCAUUUUGUAUGACACAUUCUAGUUCUUAU
Owenia fusiformis is the source of this 2252-nucleotide messenger RNA. NCBI's taxonomy places the organism in Eukaryota, Metazoa, Annelida, Polychaeta, Sabellida, Oweniidae. The record is from the annotation of a GenBank genome assembly.